Messenger RNA from Funneliformis caledonium, 145 nucleotides. The record is from the annotation of a GenBank genome assembly. Lineage: Eukaryota; Fungi; Glomeromycota; Glomeromycetes; Glomerales; Glomeraceae.
UAGUAUUAGUAAAAAUAAUAAUGUAAGUAAUAGUAGUAGUAGUAUUAGUAGCAUUAAUAAUAUUAAAAGUAGUAAUAUUAGCAAUAGUAUUGGCAGUAUUAAAUAUAGUAAUAGUAAUAUUAGUGGCAUUAAUAAUAGUAGUAAA